AUGUCGAGUUCAGUGCUACUCUGCUUCCGGAAGCCUAGUCUCCAGUCAUCUUCGAUAUCCGGCUCUAUUAGGCCACAACUUGACUCUGAAAAACGUGAAAAUGAAUUCAUCUAUGCACAAUCCCCCUUGAACUUGCUCCCAGAUCCCAGCCGGCACCAUGAGCUUACAGGAACCCGAGUGAGGCGCGACCUCGUCACGCCCCCAGCGUCACUAUGGAAUCGUAACCCACAAGCCCAACUCCCAUCGGAGCCCGGAGAAGUCGAAAGCCGUGUGAGUCAAGCCGUGCAAGAAUGCUCGGCGCAAGCCUCGCUCUCCCUUGAAUCUGCUCUAAAGAGCAUGUCAAGCGCUAUUGCAAGCGCCAAUCUGGCCAGCUCCGAUGCACAACAGUCUGCGGAACAGGCAAUUUCCCUCGCAAAUGUGUCAGCAAGUCGAGCCAUAUCGAGUGCAAUGGCCACACAGGUGGGUGAUAAAACAACUCUACAGACUGAGGCUACUGUGGGCUCGGCUACAGAGUCUAUAGCAUCAGGUGGAACUAGCCCAUCGAUGUUGCCAACAUCAACCUCUAAUCAAAUCCAAACCAAUUGUCCAUCGGCUCAAGCGACAAAUGUAAUCAGAAUGACUGGUCCACAACUAGCUCUGGCCAUCAUAGGUACUAUCAUCUUCUCGAGCCUAGUGACUUUCCUACUUUUCUUCUUCUUCCGACGCCAUCGGAGGCAGAUGAAAAACCAUGCACGUGACUUCCAGCAAAACUCACCUGAAGCUCAGCUCCGUGCCGCAGGAACCCGAAAUAUCGGUAGUGAAAUAGACAAGGGAGGUAAGAUUCUACUACGGGACGAGCAAGGUAUGCAACUAGUGAAGAAGCCCACGCUCGUUGACGUAUCCUUGAACCGAAGAGGUGAGGAGUCUAGGAGCCUGAAAAAGACCGUAGUUCAAUGGGAUCCAUCAAAGGGACCCACGGUCCUACCUAUCAAGCCCUUCUCAGAAUUAUUACCGACUAUUCCCGCGGCUCUAGAUACAACAGGUGUGCUGAUGACCGAUGAGACAGAGAAGUGUCUUACACCUGGGGAACAAGCAACACCAAUUCCUCUCAGUAAGUGUUACGAGGAAGACUUGGAAGAUGCAGCUGAGUCACCCGUAGCCUUUUUAUCGCCAUCCCCUCACGUAACUGAAGAGAGUAAACAAAUUCCGGCCCCACAGGCAAGCUUCCAUAGCUUGCCCACGACAGAGCAGCCGGUUCGGAAUACCGCCGAGUGGCUCGUUGCCCGUGAUGAAAACCUUGGAGAAUGCUUGGCGCCAGAUGUCGAUUCCAGCCAGAUUUGCACUGUCACUGAUAAGCCCCUUCCACCCAGUAAGCCGGAUAAUCAGGAAUAUUCACAUAGUAUCAAUACCUCAUGUGUAGGACUGGCCUUUUAA
Molecule: messenger RNA, 1413 nt
Organism: Blumeria graminis f. sp. triticale
Lineage: Eukaryota; Fungi; Ascomycota; Leotiomycetes; Helotiales; Erysiphaceae
Source: the annotation of a GenBank genome assembly